AUGAUUUCCGUCUUGUCGCCCUCUGACUUCGAAAAGGCAAAAGAGUUCCGUGCCUUCUUGCGAAACCUCGGGCUAUCGAAAUCUUUGGACCUUUUUUCGGAACAAUGGGAUGAACUCGUAAAACAGCAAAAGGAGAUUACCACCAACGAGGAAAGGAUGUCGGAACAGGAUAAAGAAAAGUCUCAGAGGGUUUCAAGUGCAGGCUCUACGCCAUCCGUAACAGCCGCUCGUGUGCUACGCGUGAAGCAUCGUGUGGUGUCGGCAGUUGGUAUAGAAGAUGAUUUGUGGCAACCUGUUGGUCAUGAGUUUCUCUCCCCCGCCUUCACUACAGGAGCUGGUAUUUCGUUGGAAGCCUAUGAGAUGGCAAGGCAGAAUGACGCUGUCACUUUGGUUUGUACAAACCCGUACUUUAAGGAACCACCACCAUCUAAUCUACCGCUGGAGCACUUUGAUUUACGAGUGUGGUAUGAAAGCGGUAAGACGGGGUUUGAGGAAGAGAAGGAACUACCGAUUUCGGUUGACUCCAUAGUUGCUGGUCGGUAUCAAAUGCUCCAAUACCUCGACUCCGCUGCCUUUUCCCGCACUGUGCGCUGUAUGGACUUACAUGAGGAUCGCGAAGUGUGCCUUAAAAUCAUACGGAACUCUAAGGACUUCUUUGAUCAGAGUAUAGACGAAAUCAAGUUGCUCAAGUUGAUCAAUUCUUCGGGUGAUACAGAGGAGAAUUGUGUAGUCAAAAUGUAUGAUUUCUUCUACUACAAGGAACACAUGUGUAUAGUUACAGAGCUUCUCCGCGAUAACUUGUAUCGGUUUAGCAAGUACAAUCGUGACGAAGAGACGGAACUGUACUUUACACUACCCCGGCUUCAGGCCACCGCAAGACAGGUUCUUACGGGGUUGCGAUUCUUGCAUAGUCUUGGUCUGAUACACUCCGACCUCAAACCAGAGAAUAUUCUUAUCCAGUCGUACAGUCGGUGUGCAGUGAAAAUAAUUGAUUUUGGGAGCAGUUGCUUUUUGACCGAUAACCUCAGUUCCUACGUGCAGUCCCGUUGCUACCGGGCACCAGAGGUGAUUCUUGGUUGUAAGUACGAUAGCGGCAUUGAUAUUUGGUCUUUGGGUGCCAUUCUUGCUGAACUGGCGACGGGUAAUGUGUUAUUCGAAAAUAACUCGAUUCCGCAGAUGUUGGCGUCUAUUUGUAGCGUUUGCAACGAGUUGCCGUCGAAGCUUCUACACGAAGGUCGGAACACUCAUCAUUACGUUACCAAGUUUGGUGCGUUUUACGAGUAUUGCGAAAAUAUGGAUCUUAUAUUCCAUUACCCUGUUCAAGGUACGCCGCUGCCGGAACUUUUUGGCUACGAUGAUCCCUUAUAUGUUGACUUCGUACGCUCGUGCCUCACUUUAGACCACCGUCAGCGCCCUACGGCGGAAGAGCUUCUGAAACAUCCCUUUAUCCACAACGAUUAUGGAAGUGCAUACAGUAAACCCCCACCUUUGAAGAAGCAGGUUGCCGAUACAAAUGGCAUCAAAGACACGUCUAUUUGA
Trypanosoma brucei brucei TREU927 is the source of this 1539-nucleotide messenger RNA. Its product is annotated as protein kinase, putative. Gene Ontology annotation, molecular function: ATP binding; protein serine/threonine kinase activity; protein tyrosine kinase activity. The transcript has a single exon. The record is from RefSeq and is a predicted model, not a curated record. The coding region runs from base 1 to 1539 and encodes 512 amino acids. Gene Ontology annotation, biological process: peptidyl-threonine phosphorylation; peptidyl-serine phosphorylation. Gene Ontology annotation, cellular component: cytoplasm. Lineage: Eukaryota; Euglenozoa; Kinetoplastea; Trypanosomatida; Trypanosomatidae.